AUGACCUCGGAAAUCACAAACCAGCUAGCAGCCGCUCGGCUGAGCGACGCUCCCUCGACAGAAGCACAUUGGAAAGACGGAUUGAAGGCGCCCGUAAAAGACGCGCGGCCACAGACUGAGGAUGUCACGGCAACAAAGGGCCUCGAAUUCGAGGACUUCUUCAUCAAGCGCGAGCUGAUGAUGGGCAUAUUCGAGGCGGGCUUCGAGAAGCCAUCGCCCAUCCAGGAAGAGACAAUCCCAGUAGCCCUUACUGGACGAGAUAUUCUUGCGCGAGCGAAGAAUGGCACUGGAAAGACUGCCGCCUUCGUCAUCCCCACACUCGAGCGCGUAAACCCAAAGAGCCCCAAGACGCAGGCAUUGAUCCUCGUCCCCACCCGAGAGCUCGCUCUACAAACCUCACAAGUAUGCAAGACGUUGGGAAAACAUCUUGGCAUCAACGUUAUGGUGUCGACGGGUGGAACUGGUCUCAAGGACGACAUUAUCCGUCUUAGCGAACCAGUCCACAUCAUUGUUGGCACACCAGGUAGGAUCUUGGAUUUGGCGGGCAAGGGUGUCGCCGAUUUGUCCGCUUGCCAGACAUUCGUCAUGGAUGAGGCCGACAAGCUUCUGUCGCCAGAGUUCACGCCUGUUGUCGAGCAGCUUCUCGGUUUCCACCCCAAGGACAGGCAGGUCAUGCUCUUCAGCGCUACCUUCCCAAUCGUGGUGAAGAGCUUCAAGGACAAGCACAUGAACUCUCCAUAUGAGAUCAAUUUGAUGGACGAACUAACCCUUCGUGGUAUCACGCAAUAUUACGCUUUCGUCGAAGAGAAGCAGAAGGUGCACUGCUUGAACACCCUCUUCAACAAGUUGCAAAUCAAUCAGUCCAUCAUUUUUUGCAACUCCACGAACCGUGUUGAGCUUCUUGCAAAGAAGAUUACCGAGCUUGGAUACUCUUGCUUCUAUUCGCAUGCGCGUAUGCUUCAACACAAUCGAAACCGCGUCUUUCACGACUUCCGCAAUGGUGUUUGCCGAAACUUGGUCUGCUCUGAUUUGUUGACUCGAGGUAUUGAUAUUCAGGCCGUUAACGUCGUCAUCAAUUUCGACUUCCCCAAGAACGCUGAGACCUACCUGCAUCGUAUCGGUCGUUCUGGUCGAUUCGGUCAUCUUGGUCUGGCUAUCAAUUUGAUCAACUGGGAAGAUCGAUUUAACCUGUACCGCAUUGAGCAAGAACUCGGAACCGAGAUUCAGCCCAUCCCUCAAGUCAUUGAGAAGAACCUCUACGUCUACGAAUCUCCCGAGUCAAUUCCUCGUCCUAUUUCCAGCUCGCAGUACAACCCAGGUCAGGGUCAGCAAGAUCAGGACGGCACCGUUGCGCGAGGUAACCCUGGCCAGAAUGCUCGACAAAACUUUCGCGGUGGGCGAGGCGGCGGUGGCCAGUUUCAGCAAGGACAGCGCCGGGGCCCCCCACCUAACCAACAAAACCAGCAGAACCAGCCACCCCGCCAGAACGGCCAAAACCCCCAGCGGAACAACAGGCCGCCACCUGCUGGACCACUUUAG
Messenger RNA from Dothidotthia symphoricarpi CBS 119687, 1539 nucleotides. RefSeq names its product ATP-dependent RNA helicase DHH1. Gene Ontology annotation, cellular component: P-body; cytoplasmic stress granule. NCBI's taxonomy places the organism in Eukaryota, Fungi, Ascomycota, Dothideomycetes, Pleosporales, Dothidotthiaceae. The record is from RefSeq and is a predicted model, not a curated record. Gene Ontology annotation, biological process: P-body assembly; cytoplasmic stress granule assembly. Gene Ontology annotation, molecular function: RNA helicase activity; mRNA binding; ATP binding. The transcript is spliced from 2 exons. The coding region runs from base 1 to 1539 and encodes 512 amino acids.